UUCGCCCUCAAAAUUGGUUUCUUCAAGAAAUUCGCCCUAUUACGACCUAUAGCCCCCCUGCUCAUAGUUACCCAUCGGACUCCUCCUGCUACUUCUACCUCUCGCCCCUUCUUGCUUGCUCUCGCGCAAUCCGCUCUGCAAAACCCAUCAAGUAAUACCUAAUCCAACAUCUUACAGCCUCAUGUCUCUCUCCGCCAACGACAACUCCUUCUCUCGUGUGUCCUCUGGCAAGACUCCGCCUCCGGCGCCCUCUGCUGCGUAUGCUAAACGCGCGAGGGAGUUGGAAGCUGAGCAGAGCAUCGGCGCGAGAUACAGGCCUCCUGCGCUGCGCGCCCUCGCCUCCGGUGGCUCCCCUCCUAACGAGCAUCCCCCUUUGACAAACUCUCCCGCCGAUACCUCUUCCCUCCCUCCUACCAACUAUCCCCCGGGGUUCCGCAGAGCUAGGGCUGGGACCCUCCCAUCCAAUGUGCAGCUUGCCGCUCAGCGCUUCGCCGCGGCCUCGAGCAACCUGGGCAGUCCCGCAGGCUCGACUGACAGCUUCGCCGAGCAGCUCAGGCAGCGCAACGAUCUGGGCACCCCGACCAACACGUCAGCGGCGGCUGUCCCCGUCCGUCCCGGUUUACGUCACUCAGCCUCUGUCGCUUCGUCGGUCGCUUCCUCUGCGCUUACCGAACGCAACAGUCGCCUCCGGUCGGGCUCGCUCACGCUCCCAACGGGCGGACUGUCGAACGCAUUCGGUCCGUCCAUCUUUUCGUCCUCGUGGCUCUCGACGAGGAACGGUGGGAACGGGCUGCCGAUGUUGGACGAUUUGCGCUCGGUAGCAUCCAUGGACGACGAGUUUGACGUCCAUACCCUCGACUACCUCGGCUUGGACGACGGCGUACGUCACCCGCCCGCGGCGACGCUCUCGGAGCUCCGCAACCAGGCUCAGGCGGCGAUCACGGUCAACCUCAACAAUCCGGCUCGCAUGCGCGCCACGACGGUGUCGAACCCAUACCACCUGCGCCCCUCCGCCGCGUCGCUUCUGUCCACGCCGAACGCGGAGGAGGAAGAGGAGCUUUACGAGAAUGAGAUGUAUCACCGUGGCGGCACAGGCAUCGAUUCGUACGGUGAGACCGAAACCAGCAAUUAUCUCUCCGCGAACUACGUUGCCCAAGGCUUCAAGCAGUCCGACCACCUUGGCGUGGGCCUUGCGACUCGUCCGCGUGCCAUCUCUGUGGGCACUCUGGAUGACACUACGACCAGAAUCCAUCGCCGCGCUACCGUGAGUGAGCUGCAGUCCUCUUAUGGCGCCGACAUGUCGCUCCACGGCGGUCUGGGAGUCAGCUCUUUGAACCCUACGGGUAUACUGCGCUCUGAGAAGACCAUCGCCCCAAGGAACGGCCUCGCCGCAAGCGUGCACUUCCCCAACGCCGAGCCGCCCGCGAGCCGGGCUUCCGCGUACCUCGCCGCCCCUUCGACAAACCAGAACCGUGCCAUUUCGCCGAAGUCGGAGAAUUCGUCCACCCAGAUGCAGACUCCCACCCGCUCGCUCUGGAUCGGGAACCUGGACAGCUCGUUCACGAGCGAGCAGCUCAUCCACGUGUUCGCUCCGUACGGCGCCAUUGAGUCCCUCCGCUUACUCCCUGAGAAGGAGUGCGGCUUUGUCAACUUCGUCGACCAGGCCGAUGCCAUCCGUGCCAAGGAAGACGUCCUCAACCGUCUUGGUGGCGACAUCGGAAUGCCGAAUGGGCAGACUGUCCGCAUCGGAUUUGGGAAGGCGGACAGCGCGCCCGUCGCUCCCGCGAAGGGCGCGAACUUGAACAGCCCGAUCGCUACAUCGCCUGGCGGUGCCUUGGGCAAGAAUGGCAACCAGAACGCUGGGCUGUCGGGUAUGGACGCCCAGCUCCAGUCGACGCCUACCCGUGCCCUCUGGAUCGGCUCCAUCCCCUCGACCACCACGCCCGCGACGAUUCUCAGUGUGUUCAGUCCUUACGGCCCCAUUGAGUCGGCCCGUGUUCUCACGCACAAGAACUGCGGCUUCAUUAACUUCGAACGUCUCGACGACGCUGUGCGGGCGCGCAAGGCCCUCAAUGGGCGCGACGUCCUGGGCAGCGACGUCGGCGCUAUCCGCAUCGGAUUUGCCAAGGUUCCUGUCAAGAACGGCCAGGAUGGCAGCGGCGGCCAAGACGAGGGUGCAAAUGUCAGCGUACAGGGCGUCGGCGAUCUGAGCGUCGGUGCGACGAUCCAUGCCCUCCGUAACAUCAAGGGCGCGUCGACCAUUCCGGUGGAUCAGCAGGUGCUCAGCGGCUCCCUGGAAAACUACCGGUCCAACUUGUUGCUCAGCAUGAUCGCUGCCGGCGCGCACACGUACGAAGGUGUCAACAAGCCCGCCGGGUGGACCCCGUCCGUCACUGAGCAGCAGAUGAUUCUGAAGGAGUUGAGCGGAGGUAGCCCCGACGCAGAGGUGGACAUCCAGACUCUUGCAGAGUUCCGUCCCCCGACCAUGUAUUAUACUACUAUCCCCCUGGUCUCUGAGAGACCACACAACAGACGGUGGGACGCUUCGAAGCUUCGCGAACUGCGCAAGAGGCUGGACACGAGCACUAUCACGACUGAGGAUAUCGACAACGUCGCAGCUGACUUCCUCGAUGGCGAGAUUGUCGACCUUGCUUCGGACUGGCUUGGCAACACGGUCGUCCAGAAGCUCUUCGAGAAGUGCUCGCCGGGCCCGAGGAUGGCGAUGCUCGAGCGGAUCGCGCCUCAUCUCGCCAUGAUCGGCAUCCAUAAGAACGGCACUUGGGCUGCCCAGAAGAUCAUCGAGUGCGUUCAGACCCCGGAAGAGGUCGCCUUGGUCACCGCCAACUUGCGCCCUUACGUUCCUCCGCUGCUCCUGGAUCAGUUCGGAAACUAUGUUGUACAGUGCUGUCUCCGCUUCGGCGCACCCGCGACUGACUUCCUCUUUGACGCGAUGGUGGAUCGUCUGUGGGAGAUCGCUCAGGGUCGCUUUGGUGCUCGCAGCAUGAGGGCGUGCCUCGAGAGCUCUCACAUCACCCUCAAUCAACAGCGGCGGAUUGCCACCGCCAUCAUCCUCAACUCUAUCCCCCUGGCCACUAACCCGAACGGCGCUCUGCUGUUGACAUGGCUGCUCGACACCUCGAGCUUCCCGUCACGCUAUAACCUACUUGCGCCUCGCUUCACGCCUCACCUGUCGCACUUGUGCACUCACAAGCUUGCGUCGUUGACGGUUCUCCGUAUCGUCAAUCAGAAGGUCGAGCCAGAGGCGUCCAAGCAGAUUGUUGAGGCGCUGUUCAGCUCCCCUGGGGACCACGUCCUCACCGAUGUUCUCGGCGACCAGGUCAACGGUGUUGCUGUCGUCCACAAGAUCCUUACCAGCCCCUUCGUUGACCCUGCUCUCCGCCCAAGCUACGUCGAGGCCACGAAGCGCGUCCUCAUCGAGCUCAAGGUCAUCGCGACUCAGGCAUACCGCCGCUUGAUCGAGGAGGUUGGCCUGCCCGUCCCCAACCUGCAGCCGACGUACACGACGAACAUCCCGCAGCCCAGCGGCAAGUCCAAAUACAGUCAGCAGAACCAGUUUGGCAUGCCGGGUCUUCCGGCAGGGUACCCAUCGAGCGAUCAGGGUCUCCAGUCCAUGAUGGCCGCUCUUCAGAUGGGCGGUCAGAACGCCGCCUCUGGCCCUCCCCGCCUUCAGAUUGACCCCGGCUACGGCCAAAACGGUGGCCCUCCGCAGCAGCAACAGCAACAGCAGCAGCGCGGGGGUCGGUCCAACCCCCCGUCCGCGUUCUCGCCGAACUCCGACCCAUUCAAUCCGUUCGCUGUGCGCACUCCCGAGGCGACCACUCCUAGGAACAACGGUCCUCGCCGCAACGGGCCGUCUAACAACGCCGUCUCUCCGUCGCCGAUCCCGUACGGCGCCCAGUCGCCGAGUCUCUCCCAGGCGGCCAGCAUGCUUAACAUGAACCAACAGCCCCAGUACAACGGAAUGGCUCCGCAGUCUGUCCCACCGCACGUCUACCAGGCGUACAUGUAUCAGAUGUACCAACAGCAGAACCCCCCUAACAUGGGUACCUUCCACGCUUAGAGUCCUCCAACGUCAACCGCUAUCGGUUUCACGAUCUGUCACGAACUGCUCUCUGGAACAUACUGUCGAGCCAUGAGGAUACUCUGUUCUUUUCCCCCGUCACGUUGCUUCCCGUGUUUCCUACAUAUUGUCGUAUUGACUCGUGCGGCGGCCCGCGCGCUGGCUCCCCUGGGCUUCCGUGCUGGAUCCCCCGCCCAUCCGAUACCCUCUCUCUCCCACAAUACGCCGUACAUGUCACCCCAUAUGCCACUGCUACGCUCCCAAUAAACCCCCUUAGUCGUCGUGAUCCUCACUCAUUUGUUCCAUUAUCUCCCACAAAAAUUGGACGCGGUUCGGGCUGUAGGACGGUAUCGGGCGAAGAUACUGUACUGAAGGGUGACUCGUCUGGCUUGCAUUAUCUCGUCUUCUCUCUCAAUCCUCUCGUCUCUUUCCAUUCCGGUCGCUUACUAUGUAUUACAUACUGGAGGCCAUUGUGUGCGGCCGCUGAACAAUAGAAG
This is a messenger RNA of Dichomitus squalens LYAD-421 SS1, 4578 nucleotides long. RefSeq lists its product as uncharacterized. The transcript has 7 exons. Bases 182 to 4081 code for a protein of 1299 amino acids. Gene Ontology annotation, molecular function: RNA binding. NCBI's taxonomy places the organism in Eukaryota, Fungi, Basidiomycota, Agaricomycetes, Polyporales, Polyporaceae. The record is from RefSeq and is a predicted model, not a curated record.